AUGCUAUCAAUACUUCCAAGACUCAUUGAGACACACUCGUCAUCAGCGACACUCAAGAAGACAAGAGGCCGACCACGAGAUGCGGCUCCCGAACCCCAGCUGCUGCAACAGCCGCAGCAAGAGCCGGUGCGGCAAAAUGUAGUGUCGGCCCCGCUGCGCUUGCGCAAGUCGCCGGGCCGUGGCUUGUCACCACCACCCAUCACCGAUGGGCAGCGCGGUCGCAGUGUGUCGGCCCAACCACCACCAAUUACCACUGGCCCCAGCCAGCUACACUCUCGGGCUCAUGCACAGCUUGGCUAUGUUGCAUCGAUUAGCACAGAUCCAAGUUCGCGCUCACAUUCGACACACUCCAGUGAUGGCAACGAUGCACAGAGCCCGAACUUCGCAGCAACCCUGGCCCAACGGCGGAUGAGCUGGCUUCCUGGAGUUAGCGGCGGCAACGAAUCCCACAUCGACUACAACAUUGAUUACUUGAUGAACUGCCAGAAGGUUCCUGAGCUUUGGGACGACAAUGGCAACCUUUAUGUUUACCUUUCGCCUCAGAGCGAAGGCCAGGGUGCUUCUUUCAAAGUGCGCAUGUCCGUCAUCGAGGAAUCGCGCGUCCUCAGUAGCAUCGUCCAAAGCCAAGCCUCUUCACCAGCCAGCGCUCGAUCUCGUGCCCGCAGUUUUGGUGGUCGCGAUUCUCUUACGGCAGCCGACGCCCACCGCAUCGCCUCACCACCGAUGUCGCCACUCCUGUCCACCGGGAACGAGUCCCGCCUGCAUUUGCCCUCCAGCAGCUACAACGGUCUAAACGGUGCGCCUGACGUAGAGCGACUGAUUGCUCUUCGCAAUCUGUUCGCUCUUUUGACCGGCCAACCUUUGGUCGCCACGCGCAACUUUCCAACUGUGUUUGCAGCGCUGACGCAGGUGGCUGAACUGCUUCGCGAGUUUGAAUUUGGAUUUGCUUCUGGCAACAGCAACUCGUUUGGUGACGCGGUCGACUUGAGCACAGGCUUUUACAUUGACCAGGCUGCCCUUGCAGACUUGCGGCACGGUCGCGAGAAGACUUUGGAGGCUCUUGUUAUUGGCGAGCAGCUACGCUUUUGGCCGCUGUAUAACGAAGCGUUCUGUCACGCCGUGGGCAAGUACCCAGCGCUUUGCGACCUCAAGUCGUCGCCCCUCUGGGAUAGAGUCUCUCCCUACACCCUGCAGCGUCUCGAGCGUGCUCACCUUGACCUACUCACUCGGCAGCACAGUGUCAACACGCGGCUAGAGCAGUUUGAUUUCCCCAGUUUGUUUGCUGGUGUGGCAAACUCCACGUCCAACCCCGACUACCGCAACAUCCGCUUCAAGAACUGGCGCACUGCCUUUGUCGAGAUGCGAGCAUUUGUUCUCAGAUAUUACAAGACGCAGUUUGGUAGUUGGCCUCCGAAAGCAAGCAGCCGUCGCAACCCCUUCUCGGAGAGCGGUCUGAAUCGCCUAGUCCUCAAAACGCUUUAUGCCGAUCUUUGCUCUGUGUACGACUUGCUCGUGAACCGCAAUUCAAUCACCACUCGGGUAGGUGAAGAUGGAAACGGUGCAUCAGCCGCUCCUUCUGCCGUUCAACUGCCGACGAACGGGCCCCCGGCAGAUGCACCAAUUAUGGCUCUUCGCCAGAUCCUCAACGAGUUUGAUCAGUCCUCGCCACCCGUUCUACCACCAGUGCCUUUCGAUACUCCGAAGCUGCCGACCAUGGCAACGAUUCACGAGACCUACCCUGAUAUGGCUCCGAAAGACCAAGCACGGUUUGACAAGAACGUUCAACCUUACGAGCUCCAGCUGGUACUCCUCAAAUCGCACAAUGUCGAUGCCGAACGUCCUAAUGAGUCUCCAUUCCUAGCUGCUUUUGAGGCCUUUGAACUCCGGGAGGCUAAGCGAGGCAAGUCGGAAGCCGAGUUGUCCGAGAUGCGAAUCGGCCAUUGGUUGUUCCUUUAUGUCGUCCUGCAGUCCAUGCCAAUGCUCGUCAUUGAUGCCCCUGGCCUGCGCCAUACAGAAGGAGUUGAGUACUUUUUAUGUGAACCACCUCAGGGGCGUGCUCCUUGGGUCGAAGACGCAGGGGAGGUGCGGAAAGCUUGGUUCCAGACGGCCGGAGGAGCUGGCCCUCUUGUGGAGCUCUCAGCAGAUGUGCUUCUGUACUCAGUCGAGGCUACGUACCACCGCUCGCACUGCUGGUUAGCGGCCAAAGUUUGGAGCACGGAAGCUGCGAGAGGAUCGAUCUCGAACGCAGGCGUUACACCAGACGAUCUAGUCCUCGCCCAGGGUACAGAAAAUGUGGAGGCCGCGGCCGCAGCGGGCGUGCCCUUCCCUAUUCACCCUGUGACACUGCCGGAUGUCCCCAAUGGCUCCUCCCUUGGCAUGUCCUCUUCAUCACCUUCUCUUGUCACGAUGGCCACGCUAGUUUCGGCUGCGGAUUCAGGUGCCAAUGCGUCCACCACAUCUUCGCCCCGUUUUCAACCCACCAACUACGACGAAAAUGCCGAUCAUGACACCUCGCCCCGGUCCAUGUCACCUUCGAUGCUUCCACAGAAGCAAGGCCAAUACUCGCCACAGCUGCAGCCCAUGCAGCAACUCCAGCCACCUGUGAAUUUACCAUGGUCCCAGACGCGCGACAACUAUCAGCAGCUGCAAGACCGGGCUCAUCUGCGCCAUGCCAGCAUCGGCUGGGCCUUGGAGCCUGUGAACCUCGGCGACGAUGGCCAUCCGCUUCCGUUCAACCAGCAGAACCGCAACAGCUACCAACCCUCUACGCGCCGCAUUGCGUCGGCUGGCAACCUGCGAGCCAUGGUAGAGGCCAGCGGCAACGCAGUUCACCAACGAGACGAUGCCAAUGGUGGUGGCCGAGGUGCGGAUACCAAUACCAAAAGCACAUACAAUGCCGAGAGUACGUUUGAUGCCAUCCUCGGCAACAUGGACGCAAAUUCCUCGCUCGCGCCGAAGAAAACCAAAAAGCGGAACUCUUUCUUGCCCUUUAUGUGA
Messenger RNA from Sporothrix brasiliensis 5110, 2997 nucleotides. RefSeq lists its product as uncharacterized. The record is from RefSeq and is a predicted model, not a curated record. The coding region runs from base 1 to 2997 and encodes 998 amino acids. The transcript is spliced from 3 exons. NCBI's taxonomy places the organism in Eukaryota, Fungi, Ascomycota, Sordariomycetes, Ophiostomatales, Ophiostomataceae.